Molecule: messenger RNA, 789 nt
Organism: Colletotrichum siamense
Lineage: Eukaryota; Fungi; Ascomycota; Sordariomycetes; Glomerellales; Glomerellaceae
Gene: xecD-1
Product: 2-(R)-hydroxypropyl-CoM dehydrogenase
Exons: 3
Coding region: 1-789 (262 amino acids)
Source: RefSeq, a predicted model, not a curated record
AUGUUCAAGUUUCCCGGAGUCGCAUUCAUCACGGGUGCUGGUGGAACGGGUAUCGGGGCAGCUGUUGCCAGGGGUUUUGCUCGGUCAGGCUGUUCAAGAAUCGCCAUCACAGACCUGAACAGAAGGUCACUUAUUGACACGCGCGAUGCGAUUCUAGAGAUCCACCCCAAAGCGGAGGUGUUGAGUCGGGAAGGUGACAUCUCUGACGAGACGUUUGUCAACUCGUUCGUUGGAGACAUUGCCAAAGCUUUCUCUCGUAUCGAUUAUUCAGUGAGCUGCGCAGGAAUCUUGGGGGCAUCACUGAAAUCUCACGAGACGUCGACGGCGGCGUUUGAUCUCAUAAACAAUGUCAACUACAAGGGCAGCUGGCUGGCGUCUCGCGCCGUGCUAAGUCACAUGUUGAGACAAAAGCCAUUAUCUGAGCAUCCGGAGCAGCGAGGAUCUAUUGUGAACAUCGCGAGUCAGCUCGGCGUAGUCGCCCGACCAAAAGCUGCCCCAUACUGUGCAUCAAAGGCUGCCAUCAUCAACAUGACGAAAUCCGACGCCAUUGAUUACUCAGAAGAUGGAAUCAGAGUGAACUGUGUCUGUCCGGGUGUAAUUGCGACGCCAAUGACGACAGCAAACGAGGAGCUGAUCCAGAGGCUAAAGCCAGCGGUUGACAUUGCGCCCAUGAAACGGAUGGGGACACCCGAAGAGGUGGCGAACGCAGUCUUAUUCUUGUGUUCUAGCCAGGCGUCAUUUGUUCAAGGGCACGCACUGGUCGUUGAUGGCGGCUACACAAUCAAUUAA